Messenger RNA from Chara braunii, 2315 nucleotides. NCBI's taxonomy places the organism in Eukaryota, Viridiplantae, Streptophyta, Charophyceae, Charales, Characeae. The record is from the annotation of a GenBank genome assembly.
GUAGCUGUUGCUCUCUCUCUCUCUCUCUCUCUCUCUCUCUCUCUCUCUCUCUCUCUCUCUCUCUCUCUCUCUCGCUCUCGCUCUCGCUCUCUCGUGUGCUCUCUCUCUCUCUCUCUGUCUCUCCCUCGGUCUGUUUCUUUUUAUUAGGCUGGUGGAAGCUCGACCAAUGACAAACGGGUUCGAUGUGAUUUCUGACGAUAACGACGAAAGCGAAGGUGGCAAUGAUUACGGUGGCGAUGAUGGUGAUGCUGCUGCCGAUGAAGCUUUCAUUGCCAUGAUGAUGGUGCUGAUGACGACGAAGUGCUGCACAUUGGAGAAAGAGUAUGCGCUAAGCAUCCAACAGAAAGAGGAGAUUAUACAGUUCCUUGAAGUGGAGCGCCAGAUUGCAAACGAGUACAUCCAUGAGCUCUUGCAGAAGAACAAGGCACUGCAGAGCAAGGUUGAAAAGAUGGCAUCUCCUGCGAAGGAGGGAAAACAGGUCAGCAGGAGUGGAAGGCAGGAGGUGGGGGAGGUCUGCAGCAUUCCUCCUCGUUCUGAGGCAUUGCUUGAGGGUCCAACAACGAGCGGCAGCGGAGGGCAGCCGAAGGCCUCAGUAGCAGACGAGGUGGAAGCGGGGUGCCUGAAUACGAAGUUUUGCGCGGCGGAACCUGUGUCUGUUAUCGCAGUGAAUCAUGAUGAGGCAGCAGCAUGUUGUGCAGAUGGCAUAUCGCGAGGGGAAGCAGGGGAAAACACCGGGGAACAGAGUGGUCGUGUAGUGAGCCAGGGGAGAGACGGCAAGGAGCAGUCAGUGAGUCGGGUGAGAGAAGCAGAGUCGGACAAAAAAUGCGUAGAGAAGGUAGGUCGUCUGGAGAAGGCGCUUGCCAGAAGCAGUUCCAGAGUCGACGAUCUGUCGCUCAGAAUGCAUGACCUGAUUUUGGAGCUAUCUGCUGAGUCACGACGGCUCUGGGCAACGGGUAGACCCGAUAAUGAGGCAGAGGAGUGCAGCUCUUCUUGGCGAAGUAGCGUGGAUCAGCAAAUCUCAUGUCUUGAGUUGGCUGUGCAAGACAUGGUUCUGGAACUCACAGUGGAGGCACGAGAAUGGGACCUCAAUGAGAAGGGAGAGCAGUGGGACGGCAGGGUGGAUGCGGAGCCAGACCUGCACUGGAGAAGCAGCAGGGAGAGGGUGAGCAGAGGGAGGGGGUAUGAGGGCGUGCAAGCAGAAGGACAAGUGCCGGUGCAUGUGGCAGCUGUGGGCAAUGGCGAUAAAGUGGAAUGGAAGCAAAAGCCAUCCUGGAGCUUAGGCGGUGGGAGAGAAAGGAGAGGACUGGCGGAGGGGAAAGAGCUGCAUGUGGAGGCACAGGUGCAGAGAAUUGACUCGCCUUCAGCUGCUGCUGCUCCUUCUGGCAGCAGCAGAAUCACUCCAAAUGGUGGGCAUAUGCGCCCAUCCUUGGACAGCUUUGACUUGCCCGGACGGAAGAGGGAAAGAAGGAGCUUAAGUAUUGCUCAGCCGCUCGGAAAGCACAUUCAUUCCGCCUUGGAUGGGAAGCAGCUCGACCUUACAGCCUCGUGGAAACCAACCGGUGACGAUGCUGGUUCCCGGAAACCGCCUAUUUCUAACUAUCCAGAUGGAAGGUUGUUGUUCACGAAAACAGGCAAGCGAAUGCUUGCAAUCGUGGAGGACCCUGUCGAGCAGGUAGCGCUGCCAAGUGGUCACGAAUUGGCACCGGGUAGGGCUGCGGCGAUACCAUUGAGAGUGUUGAAUGAGAUCAAGACAGGAGGCAAUCAAUGCCUCAAGAAUGGUCCGGAGUUGGCCACGGCAUCGCCGGGAGACAGAGGAAGUCCUCUGAAGGGAGGCGUCCUCGAAGGUCAGCCGCUGAGAAAGUCGCCACGCAAAAACAGUUCGCCGGACGUGAAACGACAUCUCCAGAAUAGACUCCCGAGUUCCAGGAGGAAGACGACGGCAACAAUGGAAGAGCGGCAGGCGGCAGACUUGGUGGGAGGCGAUCUCGUCUUUGGACAAUCCCCAAGGAGGGGGGGGCGGCGUUUAGAGAACCAAGCAGACAGUGCCUCCUUCGAUGACAGGGCCAGGGCACUGCAACCAAGAUUAACACGAGCGGGACGACCGUGUUUCCAUUCAGCACUUCAGAGUUUGAGUUUGAAGAUUGGAGGCAUGAGUGAGAAAAUCAAACGGUUGGAUUUAGGUCGCUUCGGUAUCACCGAGGAUGGGAUGAUGACUAGGCGGGAGGAGAAGGUUGGAAACUAGCCAGUUGGAAUGAAUGGGGGGGGGGGGGGGGGGGGGAAGAGCACAAACGCUGUGGUCCCUUGUUCGCGGAUCU